CUGCUGCUGCUGCUGCUGCUGCUGUCGCCCGCCGCGGAUGGAACCUCCUCCAGUGCUCCUGCGCCCAGCUCGGAGGCUGCGCCGCAGCAGGACGGCGGAGGCGCUGACGUCCCCGAGGCGGUACUUGCCCGAGGCUCCGAGCGCUCUUCCACCCUGCCGGCAACCACCCUUGUGACGACCACCGACGACUCCCCCACCCGGGCCCACACGGAGCUCCGCACGGAACCCUCCGCCCGGCCCCCCUCGGAGCAACCUGCAGAGCCCUCCACCAGGGUUCUCACGGAAGCCCCCACCCCGGCCCCCACGGAGCCCCUCUGCCCCCCGCCUGUCGCCCCCUGUUCCGACGCCGCCACGCACGCGGCGGAGGCCAUCCUGGGGGACGCGCUGACCGACUUCGCCCUGAAGCUGUACCACGCCUUUGCGGCCACAAAGAGCUCGGAAACCAAUGUGGCCUUCUCCCCCUUCAGCAUCGCCGGCCUGCUCACGCAGGUCCUGCUGGGGGCCAGCGACAGCACCAAGAGCAACCUGGAGGGCGUCCUCUCCUACCCGCAGGACUUCUCCUGCGUCCACCAAGCCCUGCAGGCCUUCGUGUCCAAGGGCGUUACCUCCGUCUCCCAGAUCUUCCACAGCCCAGACCUGCCCAUCAAGGACAGCUUCCUGAACGCCUCCCAGCGCCUGUACGGCAGCCGCCCGCAGGCGCUGAGCAACGACUCCGCCGCCGACCUGGAGCUCAUCAACAGCUGGGUGGCCGAGAACACCCGGCACAAGGUCAGCCGGCUGCUGGACAGCCUGCCGCCCGACGUCCGCCUGGUGCUGCUCAACGCCGUGCACCUGAGCGCCAAGUGGAAGCAGCCCUUCAACCCGAAGAAGAAGAAGGAGUCCUUCCACGUGGGGAACACCGUCAUCCAGGUGCCCAUGAUGUGGAGCAGGAAGCACCCGGUGGCGCAUUUCCUCGACCACAACCUGCGGGCCAAGGUGGGGCAGCUGCAGCUCUCCCACAACCUGAGCUUCGUGAUCCUGGUGCCGCAGAACCUGGGGCAGCCCCUGGAGGAGCUGGAGCGCAGGCUCAGCGCCACACUGCUUAGGGCCAUCAUGAAGAAGCUGGAGAUGUCCAAGUUCCAGCCCACGUACCUGAUCAUGCCGCGGGUCAAGGUGACCAGCACCCAGGACCUGCUUCCCAUCAUGGAGAAGCUGGAAUUCUUUGACUUCACCUACGACCUCAACCUGUGUGGGCUGACGGAGGACCAGGACGUGCAGGUAUCGGAGAUGCGACACCACACCGUGCUGGAGCUCACCGAGGCCGGCGUGGAGGCGGCCGCCGUCUCCGCCAUCUCCGUGGCCCGCAACCUGCUGACCUUCGAGGUGCAGCAGCCUUUCGUGUUCUUGCUCUGGGACCAGGACCACAAGUUCCCCGUCUUCAUGGGCCGGGUCUACGACCCCACGGCCUGAGAGCCGAGCUGGGGUUGGGACCUGUCCGUGUACCCAGGCCUCAGCGCGCCCGGGCUGCCCUGCUGCUGCCUGAGGGCCCCCUUGCUUCUGCCAGCCCCUCACGGCCCUGCCAUGCUCUGCAAACCGCUGUUUGCAGCUUUCUCUGGCUCAAGUUUACCAGGCCCUACAAAUAAAACCUGGCCAACCACGA
Molecule: messenger RNA, 1639 nt
Organism: Chinchilla lanigera (long-tailed chinchilla)
Lineage: Eukaryota; Metazoa; Chordata; Mammalia; Rodentia; Chinchillidae
Gene: Serping1
Product: serpin peptidase inhibitor, clade G (C1 inhibitor), member 1
Biological process (GO): negative regulation of endopeptidase activity
Molecular function (GO): serine-type endopeptidase inhibitor activity
Source: RefSeq, a predicted model, not a curated record